AUCACAGACCAAACCACUAAUACUAGUGCACCAACAUCUAUCACUGAACAAACAACAACAACUAAUGCACCAACAUCUAGCACAGAGCUAACCACUACUACUAGUGCAUCAACAUCUAGCACUGAACAAACCACUGCUACUUCCAGUGAACCGACAUCUAACACUGAACAAACCACUACUACUAGUGCACCAGCAUCUAGCACUGAAAUAACCACUACUACAAGUGCACCAACAUCUAGCACUGAACCAACCACUACUACUAGUGCACCAACAUCUAGCACUGAACCAGCCACUACUACGACUUGCACCAAUAUCGAGCGCAGACCCAACCACUCCUACAAUGCACCAGCAUUUAUCACUGACCCAACCACUACUACUAGCACAGAUGCAACUCCAUCCAGUUCUACAACAGAGAAAACUUCAUCUCUUUCUUCAACGGAUUCAACUCAAUCCAGUGCUACUUCAGGAACAACUCCAGACAACAGCAUCAAGUACUACGACAGAGACAAUUCCAUCCAUUACUACAGCAGAGACAACUCCAUCUGUUUCCAUAACGUUGACAACACCAUCCUUUACAACAACGGUGACAACGCCAUCAAUAACUACAACGGAGAAAACUCCUUCCGGUACUUCAACGGAGACAACUCAACUACGUACUACGUCAGCCGCCACUACUACUACAAUUACUGCGGUUCCCCACCGGCUCCUGGAAAUGGCAGCGUUAUAAAGCCUAACUCUACAUUGUUCGGGAAUGUUGCUAGGCAGAUAUGCAAUGAAGGAUACAUCGGUAGUGGUAACAUCGUCUGUUUAUAUGACGGCUGGACUCCCGGUAUUAACUGUACACUCAGAGACUGUGGGGAAGCUCCGUCCAUUCCAAGUGGAAACGUUACGCUUACCAUCGACAGAACAACGUAUGGUUCAACCGCUUCCGUCACCUGCAGAGAAGGGUACACAAUAACCGGAAAUCACGUGAUCGAGUGUGAGGCCAGCGGCAUUUGGAGCGUUCCUGGCUCGUGCAACAAAAUUGACUGCGGGAUCCCACCUACAAUAUCCAACGCCAAAGUAACUUAUGCAUCAACACUCCUCGACGAUACCGCAACCGUGCAGUGUGAUCUAGGAUACAGCAUCAAAGGUUCAAGUGACACGAUGUUCUGCGAUAACAAUGGCAACUGGACAAGCGGCCUAUCAUGCAUUCCGAAUGCUCAUGCUAAAAUCGAAGAGGCUGCCCGCGAACAAGACCACAACAUCUUGGAUGACUUUAAAGCUGACGGGGUAGCACCUGACGCAGCCUGA
Molecule: messenger RNA, 1293 nt
Organism: Dreissena polymorpha
Lineage: Eukaryota; Metazoa; Mollusca; Bivalvia; Myida; Dreissenidae
Exons: 9
Source: RefSeq, a predicted model, not a curated record